This is a messenger RNA of Schistocerca piceifrons (Central American locust), 1782 nucleotides long. It is a transcript of the gene Ccm3, whose product is annotated as programmed cell death protein 10. Gene Ontology annotation, molecular function: protein kinase binding. Gene Ontology annotation, cellular component: Golgi apparatus; FAR/SIP/STRIPAK complex. The record is from RefSeq and is a predicted model, not a curated record. The transcript is spliced from 5 exons. NCBI's taxonomy places the organism in Eukaryota, Metazoa, Arthropoda, Insecta, Orthoptera, Acrididae. Gene Ontology annotation, biological process: regulation of Golgi organization; positive regulation of MAP kinase activity. Bases 146 to 778 code for a protein of 210 amino acids.
GAUUCAAAUAAAUCGAUAGGCCGUAAUAUCUGACAAGUGUCAACUAAAACUGAGGAACAAGGAAGUGAUUUUAAAGUUUAUUUGUGGGUUUGUUGUUUGCCCUAGUGUUUAAACAAGUGGUUGCAGCCAUACGAUUGCUAGAACGAUGACCAUGGGAGAUGAGACACCAGUUACUUCUCUUGUUUUGCCAGUUUUAAUACGCCCCAUUUUGUCCCAGUUAGAGCGACGUGAUGUGGGAGCUUCACAAACUCUUCGUGCUGCUCUUUCCAAGGUUGAAGCAGCUCAUCCAGGUUUCACAUAUGAUUUCGUUGUUGGUAUCAUGAGACGUGGUGAAUUAAGCAUUAACAUGAACGAGAGUGUACUACGUCUUCAGGGGAGCACUUCGGAAGCAGAUGUGGUUGAAUAUCGACUUACACGAUCAGAGGAUGCAUUCCAAGAACUAAAUCGUAAGUCUGCUGCGUUGAAGAGAAUAUUGAGCAGAAUUCCAGAUGAAAUUACUGACCGGAAAACUUUUUUGGAGACCAUCAAGGAAAUAGCUAGUGCUAUUAAGAAACUUUUAGAUGCUGUGAAUGAAGUAGCAGGCUUCAUCCCUGGUAGCACAGGGAAGCAAGCAUUGGAACAGAGGAAAAGAGAAUUUGUUAAAUUCUCAAAACGUUUCAGCAACACAUUGAAGGAAUACUUCAAGGAGGGACAAGCAAAUGCAGUUUUUGUUAGUGCCUUGUACCUAAUACAUCAGACUAAUAUGAUAAUGGCAACAGUGAAGAGCAAAUGUGAGUGAAAUGGUACACAUGGAUUGAUUGCAUCUGCUGAUCAAUCAGGAUGUGAUGAAAGUAUAUUAAUUUAAUUCAACAAAAGUCUGUCUGUGCUGUAUACUUAAUUUUAAAUUUCAUUUUAUAUUUAAGAGAUAUCUGUGUUUAUAUUGCAGAGGUAACUGCAGUCUUCAGAAAUACUGCAGAAAUUUAAUUCCCAUGCCAUUAUUUUUGUACUAUAGUAAGAUGAGAGAAGUACCACAACACUACUAUAAAGAAUUAUGUUGUUGACAAUUGCUCGGAAGUGUGAAAUAUCAGUUUACAAGAUUUACUUCAAAAUAGAAAGAAUUUAUGAAAAUAAUAAAUGUCAGUUUCUUCAUAGCAAACAGUACUUUGUGAUAAUAGCUGUAUAUACCAGACUUAUUUGUGGCUGUGUUGCUUUCAUAUAUGUUGAGAUGCCCUAUGUAGAAAGCUGUCACCCAUAAGUUGUAUCAGAUACUAGAAGUGUUAUGGGUUUGUGUUCAAAUGAUAUGUAUUUGUUAGUUUUUAGUUGUAAAAUGCAACAAAAAAGAUAUUUAUUAGUAUUCAGUCUGUACCAUCAGUUUGGUUAGUUGUAGAGUACUUAGAUAACUGUUUUCUGCUGUCAUUUAGAUGCAGUGUGAAUUCUGUAAAGAAAAAGCUAUGAAUGAUAAGUAGAAAGACAGUUUAAUGUACCAAUUGUAUAUAUUUCACACUGUUGUGUUUAGAUACAUUUUAAAUAAUGGUUGUGGUUCUUCCAUUUAUAGAUAAAGAUGUUUUAUCCUUAAGAACCAAAGCUGUUUGUACAUGUGUUAAUUACUCUGUAACUCACAGAGUAAGAAUAGAAUUCUAUCUCAACUGCCUGUCAUCCCAUAGGGAAAAUAAUAUGGCAUAUUAUAUAAUGCAAAGAAGUAAGAUAUUUUGUAUCCUCGAAACUGUGAGAAAGCAGAUGUAAUACUGAAGUGUAGAUUAUCUUAACCUUUUGCUCAAAAAUAUAAAUAUUUAUUUAAAGCUA